Molecule: messenger RNA, 3133 nt
Organism: Spinacia oleracea (spinach)
Lineage: Eukaryota; Viridiplantae; Streptophyta; Magnoliopsida; Caryophyllales; Amaranthaceae
Product: alpha-xylosidase 1
Exons: 3
Coding region: 63-2891 (942 amino acids)
Biological process (GO): carbohydrate metabolic process
Molecular function (GO): carbohydrate binding; hydrolase activity, hydrolyzing O-glycosyl compounds
Source: RefSeq, a predicted model, not a curated record
UUAAAAACCAAACAAGUCCCAAAGGCAAAGUGUACAGAAAAGCCUCACUCACUUCACUAAACAUGUCUGUCUUUUCUCACUCUUCAUUGCUUCUUUGUCUGUUGUUCCUCUUAAUUACUUGUUUUAACUUUAAUCUAGUUUUAACAGUUUCUAAUUCUUCAAAUAAUCAUUCUUCUAAUUCAACUUCAUCCAAAGUCCCUACUAAGAUUGGAAAAGGUUACCGUUUAAUUUCUGUUGAAGAGACACCUGAUGGUGGCUUCUUGGCUUACUUGCAAGUUAACAAGAAAAACAAAAUCUAUGGCUCUGAUAUCUCCCUAUUGCGCCUAUUUGUCAAGCAUGAAACAGAGGAGCGUUUAAGGGUACACAUAACAGAUGCAGAAAAACCUAGAUGGGAAGUACCCUAUAAUCUUUUACCCAGAGAAAAACCACCCACAUUGAAACAAACCCUAGGAAAAUCUAGAAAAAUCCCACUUUCAGACUCAGAAAUCUCAGGAAAUGAGCUUAUAUUCAGCUACACAGUUAACCCAUUUACCUUUUCAGUCAAAAGAACUUCAAACGGGCAAACCCUUUUCGAUACAAGAUCCACCGACUCCGACCCGUUUAACAGUUUGGUGUUUAAAGACCAAUACCUUGAGAUUACCACUAAAUUACCCUCUGAUGCUUCACUUUAUGGGCUUGGUGAAAAUACCCAACCCCAUGGAAUUAAGUUAUACCCGAAUGAGCCUUACACACUUUAUACAAUGGACAUUUCUGCCAUUAAUCUUAAUACAGAUUUAUACGGGUCGCACCCGGUUUAUAUGGAUCUUAGGAGUGUGGGUGGGCAACCCUCAGCUCAUGCUGUUUUGUUGUUGAAUAGCAAUGGGAUGGAUGUGUUCUACACUGGGAGGUCCUUGACAUACAAAGUGAUUGGGGGUGUUUUCGACUUUUACUUCUUUUCGGGUCCUUCACCUCUUGAUGUUGUGAAUCAGUACACUAGCUUGAUUGGAAGACCUGCUCCUAUGCCUUACUGGGCUUUUGGUUUCCAUCAAUGCAGAUGGGGUUACCAUAACCUGUCGGUGGUUGAACAUGUAGUUGAGAACUACAGAAAGGCACAAAUACCACUUGACGUAAUAUGGAAUGAUGAUGAUCAUAUGGAUGGGCACAAGGACUUCACCCUGAAUUCUGUAAAUUAUUCGCGUCCAAAGCUUUUGAACUUCCUUGAGAAGAUACAUGCUCGAGGCAUGAAGUACAUUGUUAUCAAUGAUCCUGGUAUUGCUGUUAAUUCCAGUUAUGGUACAUACCAAAGAGGCUUGGCUAACGAUGUUUUCAUUAAGUAUGAGGGAAAACCCUAUUUAGCCCAAGUGUGGCCUGGGGCUGUUAACUUCCCUGACUUCCUCAAUCCCAAAACGGUAGAUUGGUGGGUAGAUGAAAUCCGCCGGUUUCAUGAACUAGUUCCAGUUGAUGGUUUAUGGAUUGACAUGAAUGAAGCCUCAAAUUUCUGCUCUGGGCUUUGCACAAUUCCAGAGGGUAAAAAGUGUCCCUCUGGGAUUGGACCUGGAUGGGUUUGUUGCUUAGAUUGCAAGAACAUCACAAAAACAAGAUGGGAUAAUCCACCUUAUAAGAUAAAUGCUUCAGGGAUAACUUCACCUAUUGGUUAUAAAACCAUAGCUACCAGUGCAGUUCACUACAAUGGGGUUUUAGAGUAUGAUGCUCACAGUUUAUAUGGCUUGUCAGAAGCAGUUGCAACUCACAAGGGCCUUCAAGCUAUUGAAGGUAAGAGGCCAUUCAUUUUGUCACGCUCUACUUAUGUGGGUUCCGGACAUUAUGCUGCCCACUGGACUGGUGAUAAUCAGGGAACUUGGAAUGAUCUGAGGUACUCGAUUUCUACCAUGCUGAAUUUUGGUAUAUUUGGAGUUCCAAUGGUUGGUUCCGACAUAUGUGGUUUCUAUCCUCAACCUACGGAAGAACUUUGCAACCGUUGGAUCGAAUUGGGUGCUUUCUAUCCAUUCUCUAGAGACCAUGCUAAUUACUAUUCACCGAAUCAAGAACUCUAUGUAUGGGACACUGUUGCUGAGUCAGCUAGGAAUGCCUUGGGUAUGAGGUACAAGCUUCUUCCUUAUCUUUAUACACUAAACUACGAGGCACACACUACUGGUGCACCCAUUGCUAGACCGCUAUUCUUCACAUUCACCAACUACACAGACUGUUAUGGGUUGAGCACACAGUUCUUGCUGGGUAAUGGUCUGAUGGUAUCACCAGUUCUUGAGAAGGGAGUGACAAGUGUGAAGGCACUUUUCCCACCAGGGUCAUGGUAUAGUAUGUUUGAUAUGACUCAGGCAAUUGUAUCAAAACAAGGUAAGUAUGUUACUCUUGAUGCACCAUUGAAUGUGGUGAAUGUACAUCUGUAUCAAAAUAGCAUACUUCCUAUGCAACAAGGUGGAAUGACCUCGAAAGAAGCAAGGAUGACACCAUAUCAUCUAGUAGUAACUUUCCCUGCUGGGGCUAGUUAUGGACAAGCCAAAGGGAAUCUGUUUGUCGAUGAGGAUGAGCUACCUGAAAUGAAAAUGGGCAGUGGGUCUUCGACCUAUAUCGAUUUCUAUGCAACUGUGGAUCAUAGUAAGGUCAAGGUUUGGUCGGAAGUUCAAGAGGGAAAGUUUGCCUUAGACAAAGGGUGGACUAUUGGCAAGAUUUCUGUGUUAGGAUUGGGAGGAAGCGCAGGAUCCAUCGCUAUUGAAGUUGACGGAAAUGAAAUAACCAGUACACCAGAUGUAGCUACAAUUACAUCAUCGGAGCAGAGUUACCAUGAAAAUUCUGAUGUAGAUGGUGUGAUGACCAGUGUGAUGGUACAGAUCAGUGGGUUGUCUAUGCCAAUUGGUAAGAAUUUUGCCAUGACCUGGAAAAUGGGUGUUUAGGCUUUGUGGUUGAUUCAAUUCGUAGAGCAGGUUCAUAUUUUUGGACCAGUGAGACAUUUUUGUUUGUUACUCCCUGUGAUAUCAGGAAAGGGAAGGAAAAGAGUAGAAUUUGUGAUCAUCCUGGAAAAUAGACUUAACAUUGAAACAAGUUGUAAUACAUCUCGAGGCAAUUUAGUUGCAUCAUGUUACGCUGCAUUCUUCUCUGUAUACGAAUAAAACCUCACAUGUUUCAAAUCUUCCAA